GCGGAGGAGAAGCUGCUCCCCGACGUCGUGGCCCACCGAGAGGUGGGUGAAGGUCAGGGGCGGUCUCCGCCGCCCCGUCAGUUCGGCCCUGACGGCUCAGCCCGCUUCCUGAGUAGCCAUUGCCAUGCAGACCCCCGAGACUAUAAAACCAGGUAUCCAUGCGGGCGGCGACUCCCGCGCCGCCAAGCCCCCCAAGUAAGGAGCAAGCGCCCUGGCGUGGCCCGGCCCCCGCGAGAGGGGAGGAGGCGGAGGAGCGGCGCCGGGAGAUUGAGGAGCGGCGCGCCCCGCCAAGGCUAGAGGCAGGCGCGCACGGCGGGCGCCACCGUCUCAGCAGGGGAGCGGUGCUGCCCCCGGUGUGGGUGAGUGGCGCGGCUCCCAGCCACGACGGACUGAGGGGCGCCGGACACUGGGAAAGCAGCGGGAGAGUCAGGAGGGGCCCGAGCUUCGGCUCCCGUCGUCUUGUGGCGGGCCAGGCGCGGAGCCCGGAGUAGCGAGCAACUACACCAUCAGGCGGGAAGCCCAGGGAAGGAGCAGCGAGACGCCGGGCGUGCGGCCCAGGAGCGGCGGGGCAGCUGGAGGACAGAGUGGGAACCUCAGGACCCUCGGCCGCAGCCGCCCACGCGCGGAGGGAGCCAUACCCGAGCGUCGGCGGGGGCCGGAGCCCGGUGGGGCUCAGAAACAGGGGCGCCCCCGUGCGGAGCUGCCGGGCCGCCUGGGCGCGGCGGCCGAGGCCAUGCUCAAGCCCAAGGACCUGUGCCCCCGAGCGGGUACGCGUACCUUCCUGGAGGCCAUGCAGGCGGGCAAAGUGCACCUGGCCCGCUUUGUGCUGGAUGCGCUGGACCGCAGCAUCAUCGACUGCCGCGCGGAGCAGGGCCGCACGCCGCUUAUGGUGGCCGUGAGCUUGCCAGACCCCGCGCUGCGCGCGCGCUUUGUGCGACUACUGCUGGAGCAGGGUGCAGCAGUGAACCUGCGGGACGAGCGCGGCCGCACGGCGCUCAGCCUGGCGUGCGAGCGCGGCCACCUGGACGCCGUGCAACUGCUGGUGCAGUUCAGCGGCGACCCCGAGGCGGCCGACUCGGCGGGCAAUAGCCCGGUGAUGUGGGCGGCAGCGUGCGGCCACGGGGCGGUGCUCGAGUUCCUGGUGCGCUCUUUCCGCCGCCUCGGCCUGCGCCUCGACCGCACCAACCGGGCGGGCCACACGGCGUUGCAACUGGCCGCCGCCCGCGGCCACGGGACCUGUGUGCAGGCCCUCACCGGGCCCUGGGGCCGCGCAGCCGCCGCCGCCGCCGCCGCCGCGGCUCGGGGCUCCAACUCCGACAGCCCCCCUGGCCGUCCGGCUCCCGCGCCCAGCCCGGAGCGCCGAAGACCCAGUCCCCGCCGCCUACCGCGGCCGCUUCUGGCGCGCUUUGCUCGAGCGGCCGGCGGCCAUGGUCACGGCGGCGAGGCUGGCUCAGGGGGUAAGGGCUUCGGUCGGCACCGGGUGCAGGGCAGCGAGCGGCCGGAGCUGGGCCGGAGCAUGAGCCUGGCGUUGGGUGCCGUGACCGAGGAGGAGGCGGCUCGACUGCGGGCGGGAGCCCUGAUGGCACAACCACACUCGCCUCAGUCUUCAGGCGUUGGGCGGUGGCGUUCGCAGGAGGUGCUGGAGGGAGCGCCCCCAACCUUAGUGCAAGCCCCUGUCGGCCUUAGCCCCCACCCCGAGGGCGGCCCCGGCUCUGGCCGCUCGGGUUUGCGCCGACGCUCUACAGCUCCAGACAUCCCCAGCCUGGUCGGGGAAGCACCUGGGCCCGAGAGCGGCUCAGAAUUAGAGCCCAACGCUCUGCCCCAUUCGGUGCCUGGGCCUCAGCCUUGGCAGGCGGGCACGGAGGCCGUGGUGCUGCACGCUCAGCAGUAAACAGCCUCGAGGCCGAGCCCUGCUCCCCCCACCUUCCCCUCUCUGCUCCACUGGGAUUUCUUUUUCCCAGGUCCCUCACCUUCCUGGCAGUUUCCCACCCCCAGAUCCUAGCACCUGUCCCUGCUGCCAAGGUGAGAGCUCCCUCAGCCCUCUCUCCGAAACGGACCCCUAUCUUAUUUCUUUUUUGUGCUUGUUGGUAUUCCUUGCCCGAGUCGCUCACCUUUUCUAAAGGCCUGCCGUUCCAGUCCUGGAAGCGAGGAGUAGAAGACUGGAUCCGUAGGCUACAGCUUUCCAGCUGGACCCCCUUCCCUGAGCGCUAAGGCGCACUCCCGCGUCUUUCAGGCUCCUGCCGGGUUUCCUUCCCCUUGCUGGGUUUUCCCACACCCUAGUCAGCCAGCCAGGCAGAAGAGUUGUCCUGUAGAACAAAGGCCUAGCCUCCCCACCCCCCCACUCCCCCUCCCCCACCCCUCAACCCCUGCCCCCCCUACCCCAGUGUUGCUGACAGUAGUGCCCCACAUGACCUAAGUAUCCCUUCCCCUUGUGCUGGAGUGAUGGAGAAGGGGAGCCUGGAGAUGGGCCUCGGAGCCUUUCUGAACGGGAGGGAAGGAGUCUGGAGGUUACAUUUUUAGGGGGAGAAACUCCUGCCUCAAGACAUUGAAAGCAUAGUUUGGGGGUGGGAGGAAUGCUAGUUGUCCCUUGAACCAGCUUCUUCUGCCUCAGCCGGAGGCAGACCCAAGAUUCAACUUCAUCGACAAUGUGGGGUCAUUCCCCCCAUCCCGCUCACGCGCCCCCCUCGCCCCCCCUUGCCCAGCCCAGCUCUGGGCUCUUAAGCCUGUUUCCUCUCACUCUCAGAGGCCUGAAAUGGAAAGGACUUAGCACUUCCCCCGCCCCCACCGCCUCGCAGCUCCCGGUCUUGCACGUGGGUGCUCCCGCAGGGGGGAACGGUUGCGAAGGCUUUGAUUAAUUGUAUUUCUUCCAAUCCUCAAAGAACUCGUGUUUUGAGUCUUUGUAUGUGAAGCAGAAAGCAGCGGGUCUGAUCCGAGGCUUAAGAACCUGACAAUGUCUCUUUAAAUAGAAGCUCCGCGAGGGGGAUAAUUGACUGAAGUGUUUGCCACGUUAAAGGCGGCGGCGCGCGGGAGUCUGAAGCCCACACGAAUGGCAGGUCCGGGUUUAAAUUAUAUCAAACUCCUUUGAGAGCUGGAAGAGGGCUGUUAAACGGUUCCUGCUUCUCUCUGGGCCGUUAAUAGAGGGCAGGGUGGAUAAUGGAUGCUAGAGCUCGAGACCAAGGACCCCUGCCUCUGCCCCAAAGCGUGGGAUGCAGGCCCGGCUCAGCUUCAGUACUGGGCAGAUUAGUGAGUCAGAGGCAAUUGCGGAGAGGUGGUUAAAGGCCCUUUCCUAGCCCGGCCCUUCGUCCCCAUCCCUCCCCGCCCCCGCCCUCAUCUUUGUGCCGGCCUAGCGAGAAGGGUCUGGAGGGUCUGGCGAAUCGCGUGCCCUAGGAUCCUGCUGAAGCGCCAGCACACGAACCUGUGUGCCCAGCCCGUGGGGUGGCAGCACGUGGGGAGUUUUUUGUGAACCCCGAAGGUUGAGCGUGCAGCCCUUCAGCUGCCGGCCGUGGGGUCUUUUCAAGACGUCGAUCUAUUCAUCUUUGCAGAACGGAAGGUUUUUCACCAAUAACUCUAGGGGAACUGCCCAGAGCGAGAAUGACCUGUGAUGAGAAAUUGGGCCUGGGGUGAGGGAUGGGUGAUCAGGGUCCGGCCUCGUGUAAGUGUCAGACACCUCCCCAGUGCUUCCACCGCUCCGGGGUCCGCGAGGCCGCGAGGGCCCAGACACUGGACGUGAUCUCUGGUGCCCCCUGGUGGCAAAGUUGCGCUCUCGCUGCGCCCAGGCUCGGAGUUCAGCCUUGUGGUUUUAUUUGGAGCCACCGCUGUGUACUUCUCCCUCCCUGUGCACUUACCCAUGGAAUCCUCUUCCUCUUGUAGUGUAUUAAAUCCGGAUACUUGAAGUCAUUUCACAGCAGUGAAGUGAGGGACAAUGAACAAAAAACUCGCAUUUGGAGUAGCAGGAGGCCAGACCCUUUACUUAGGACACCAAGAUCUUCCAGCUUAAGGCUCCAUAUAGAGAGCUCCUGCUGUCUUCUGAGAAACUGGAGCUUCCAACCCGUCCCUUACGAUUUCUGAACCUUGAGACCUGCUGAUUAUGCACUGUUUUCUUCUGAUGUGAUUUGCUUUCGUUUCUGGGGUGUUUUGCCCUUCUCCCAUUUUUCUCUCCCCACAUAUCUGCCUCUCCUCAGUCCCACUGUCUGGGUGGCGGCAGAACUGAAAAGUUCUGAAAAACGCCUGAAAAGCCAGAAGGAGAGAAUCUGGGGUGGGAUGGGUGGUAAUUGGACGCCCCAAGUGCAAACUCCUUUUUUCUGAUCCUUGCUUGUUCACUUAUCCUUUUCCAACUGUGUUUAAUUUUUAUGAAGUUUACUUUUAAUGGUGUAAGAAUACAAGUAUUUUGGCUUCUUCAGAAUACCACAUUGAAGACAUGGGUCUGGGUUGCACAUUGUGUUGAAGGUGCUGUCAUGUUUCAAGUGUUGCCGACAUGGGGAUUUCUGGUUGAACGUCACCUUGGGCCCUUUAUUGGAUAAACAAACAACUAUGAGGGCUUCUCUCUGGAAUUGCCAAGGGUUUGGCGGUUGAAAGUGAUGUUUCUAAAAAACCACAGCAGAUCUUUCCUGUCUGAACUGAAUUGUGUGUUUGACUGCCUUGCUGUUCUUGCAGAUUUCUUACCAGGCCCAGCUCUGUGCAGAACUUAGAUGUUUCACCACAUUUCGCUAUCCUGAACUUCCCCUUAUUGUCAGCCCCAAGGCAUUGAGGCUGGGGUCCCCUCGAGCUCAAUCUGGUUUAGAAGAGACUGUUCUAAACAUUUUGUUUUUCCAAUUCUUGUUGCUUUCGUCAUUGUGAAGUCACCUGUGCCACUGGAGCUGGUACUCUCGGGUCAAGCUCAGAACCGGUCUGUGUGUGAGGCUAAAUGACAUACGCACAUGCUUUUGGAAUGACACUGUGCAGUGGAAGGACUCUUAGAGCUCAAAAGAAUAGUUAAUAAAUCCAGUGUUAUUCAGUUGCAAGAA
Messenger RNA from Orcinus orca (killer whale), 5003 nucleotides. It is a transcript of the gene ANKRD63, whose product is annotated as ankyrin repeat domain 63. Bases 734 to 1891 code for a protein of 385 amino acids. The record is from RefSeq and is a predicted model, not a curated record. The transcript has a single exon. Lineage: Eukaryota; Metazoa; Chordata; Mammalia; Artiodactyla; Delphinidae. Gene Ontology annotation, molecular function: protein binding.